AUGCUCAGGCUCAAAUUUUCACGCUGGUACCUGCUCGUUGCAGCUUUUUUGGUGGAAUUCUGUCUUGGUUCAAUUUACGCGUGGUCGGUGCUUAAUCAACCCAUCGACUUGGCUUUCUACGGCGAUGCCCAAAAGGGCCGUGCAGUGAACGCAUUUUAUAUUAGCAUGGGUGUUUUAGGAACGGCAACAGCAGCUUUGGGACCCUUAGUUGAGCGCAAGGGACCCCGUUGGUCUGUGUCCAUUGGGUCGACAUUGUUCUUAGUAGGUCACCUUGUCACGGCUCUUGGAGUCUACUUUGCGUCCAUAGCUUUGGUUUAUAUUGGUUACGGUGUAAUAACCGGGCUCGGUAUUGGUUUGUGCACUAUAUCACCUGUUUCGGCACUUCAAAAGUGGUUUCCCGACUAUCGAGGCACUGCCGCCGGAUUCGCUACUGCUGGUGCCGGUGCUGGAUCUGUCAUGUGGAGUAAAGUGUUUUUACCCACCAUUGAUUCUGUCGGCCUAGGCUGGAUGUUUGUUCUGAUCGGCUCUAUCAUAAGCGCUACAAUGUUCGCUACACUCGUAGUCCUUCGAGACCCACCACGUGACUACACGGUAAACGGUCGCGAUAUUCAUGGUAACCGUAUUGAAGAAAGAGAGGCGUUGGAGGAUCAGGGAGACGAUAUCUAUACGAUGUAUCAUACACCCAAGAGUGGAGACCAGUCGGAAGCUGCUGAAUUCGGCUAUACUCCUAUUGAGUCAAUGACGCUCAAGGAGGCCAUUCUCUCCACCGACUACAUCUUCAUGUAUUUCACAUUUUUCGCCAACCAACUUUUCGGUAUCAUCGUGGUGUCUCGCUUGUCUAACAUGUGCACUGACAUUUUUAAGAAGAGCGCAAGUACAGCUUCCGACAUGGUUUCUAUUAACAGUGCAUUUAACUGCUGUGGUCGUCUUGCAUUCUCAGUCAUUUCGGACUUACUCGUUCUAAUUUUCAGCGUCGAAAAGACAUACGCACGCAAGAUGGUGUAUUUCUUCACCCUUGGUGCACAGAUUAUUUUGAUAGGAAUGUUACCCACAGUCAUUCGCCAAGAAAGUUUCACAUCGUUCGUCAUCGAGAUUUUCGUGCUUACAAGCUGCUUUGGUGGUGGCCUUGGCACGAUCCCAGCGCUUAUUGCCGACAUGUAUGGACCAUACAAUGUCGGACCACUGCACGGUAUAAUCAUUACGUCCGUAUCAUUUGCUGCAGUUGUGGGCGGCAUCACCUUCAACAAAGCAUACAAUGGCAAGAUUGCCGACGGAAUGAGCGUCGACGAGGCUUACAUCGAUAACUUUCAGGUCAUUCUCGUUAUCGUGUGCAUUGGAUUCGUGAUGCUUUUUUUCGUGCGCACAGAUGUGAAAGACCGCUUUGAGCCAGGCUAUCACUACUCGUUGUGCGGUAAGCGUAUUAUCAGUAUCGCGCCAAGGGAAUAUAAAGCCAGUGGACACACUGGAACGGUCCAAUCGGACUCAACUUGUGAAAUCUCCGAAAAUAUAUGA
This is a messenger RNA of Plasmopara halstedii, 1512 nucleotides long. Its product is annotated as major facilitator superfamily. Gene Ontology annotation, biological process: transmembrane transport. Bases 1 to 1512 code for a protein of 503 amino acids. NCBI's taxonomy places the organism in Eukaryota, Oomycota, Peronosporomycetes, Peronosporales, Peronosporaceae. Gene Ontology annotation, molecular function: transmembrane transporter activity. The transcript has a single exon. The record is from RefSeq and is a predicted model, not a curated record.